AUGAUCACUCCCGCCGUGAUUAUGCUGGCAGCAAUCUACUACAUGCUCAGGCUUCUACAUGCUCUCCGAGACGAUGAUCGCUUUCCUCUGUGGAACUCAAUCCCUGAUAUUUCCCUUUCGCUGUGGAAAGCCGCUACCAAUCUCAUCCGAUAUGGCAGUUUCAAGAAAAGGGUCAGGUUUGACAUGUCACAUCUUGAGCACUCCAUACAGGAGGCAGAUGACAGACUCUAG
Pyricularia grisea is the source of this 231-nucleotide messenger RNA. RefSeq lists its product as uncharacterized. NCBI's taxonomy places the organism in Eukaryota, Fungi, Ascomycota, Sordariomycetes, Magnaporthales, Pyriculariaceae. The transcript has 3 exons. Bases 1 to 231 code for a protein of 76 amino acids. The record is from RefSeq and is a predicted model, not a curated record.